AUGGCGGGCGCGGGGCCCCGGCCGUGGAGCUGGGGCCGGCGGGCGGCGGGAGCCGGGGACGAGGCGGCGGCGGGGGCGGCCCGGGAGGGCGGCCCCGGGGCCUGCCGGUGCGCGCAGGGGGCCCGGGCGCCGGCCGCCCCCCGGAAGCCCGCGGCCGCAGAGCCUGCCGCGUGGAUGCCCCUCAUGGCAGCGGAGGAGACACACUGGCCUGUGCCCAUGAAGGCCAUCGGUGCCCAGAACCUGCUGACCAUGCCAGGGGGCGUGGCCAAGGCUGGCUACCUGCACAAGAAGGGCGGCACCCAGCUGCAGCUGCUCAGAUGGCCCCUGCGCUUCGUCAUCAUCCACAAACGCUGCAUCUACUACUUCAAAAGCAGCACCUCGGCCUCCCCACAGGGCGCCUUCUCCCUGAGUGGCUACAACCGGGUGAUGCGGGCAGCCGAGGAGACAACGUCCAACAAUGUCUUCCCCUUCAAGAUCAUCCACAUCAGCAAGAAGCACCGCACGUGGUUCUUCUCGGCCUCCUCCGAGGACGAGCGCAAGAGCUGGAUGGUCUUCCUGCGCAGAGAGAUUGGCCACUUCCAGGAGAAGAAGGAGCUGCCCCUGGAUGCCAGUGACUCCAGCUCGGACACAGACAGCUUCUAUGGCGCAGUGGAGCGGCCAGUGGACAUCAGCCUCUCCCCGUACCCCACAGACAACGAAGACUACGAGCACGACGAUGAGGAUGACUCGUACGUGGAGCCCGACUCCCCAGAGCCCGUGAAGCCCGAGGAUGCCCUGAUCUGCCCGCCCACAUACCCGCCGCCCCCCGUGCCCACACCCAGGAAGCCGGCCUUCUCCGAGGUGCCCCGCGCCCACUCCUUCACCUCCAGGAGCCCAGGGCCCCUGCUGCCGCCCCCGCCACCGAAGCGCAGCCUCCCGGAGGUGGGCCCGGCCCCCGAGGAUGCCAGGAGGGAACUGCUGGGCCUCAGGGUGCCGGCCGUGCCCCGCAGGAUGAGUGACCCCCCACUGGGCAGCCUGCCUGCUGUGCCCAGCCUCCGGAAAACCCCCUGCAUCCGGGAGGGUGCUGGCCCCAGCCCCGAGCCCCGGCCCCUCAGCCACGGGGCCUGUGCCACCAGCACAGCCACUGCCACCUCCAGGAACUGCGACAAGCUCAAGUCCUUCCACCUGUCCCCUCGGGGGCCGCCCCCACCCGAGCCCCCGCCCGUGCCGGCCAACAAGCCCAAGUUCCCGAAAGGGGCUGAAGCUGCCUUCCCGAGGGAGGCCCCCAGGCCCGGGCCCUUUGUGCCCCCCGUGGCCCCCAAGCCCCCUGGCCUGAAGCUGCCCACGCCUGAGGCCGCAGCCCGGCCGGAUGUCCUGCCUAGGCUGGGGAAGCCGCUGCUACCACACCUGCAGCGCUCGCCCCCCGACGGGCAGAGUUUCAGGAGCUUCUCCUUUGAAAAGCCGCGGCGAGCCUCUCAGGCCGACCCGGGCGACGGGGAGGACUCGGAUGAGGACUACGAGAAGGUGGCACUGCCCAGCUCGGUCUUCAUCAACACGACGGAGUCCUGUGAGGUGGAAAGGCUGUUCAAGGCCACGAGCCCCCGGGGAGAGCCCCAGGACGGACUCUACUGCAUCCGAAAUUCCUCCACCAAGUUGGGGAAGGUGCUGGUCGUGUGGGACGAGAGCUCCAGCAAAGUGAGGAACUACCGCAUCUUUGAGAACGACUCUAAGUUCUACCUGGAAGGCGAGGUCCUGUUUGUGAGUGUGGGCAGCCUGGUCGAGCACUACCACGCGCACGUGCUGCCUAGCCACCAGAGCCUGCUGCUGCGGCACCCCUACGGCUACUCUGCGCCCAGGUGACACCUGCGCCACGCAGCGGCCAGACCCGGGCUUCGCCGACAGAGGCCGGAUGGAUGGGGAGGGUGAGCGGCAGCAGGUGCCGUGUUCCGACCCGCGGCCUCCUAUGCCCGCUUGGCAGCAUCUGGCCUGGCCAGGCUACCCCACCCAGCAGGCUGGGUCCCCGGGGCUGAGCCCAGGCCACAGGCUCCAGGGGGCUGAGGGGCUGUCCCGCAUGUCCUACCAGGGCCCAGGACUGAGCCCCAGCUGGGCUUUGUGGAUGGGAUGUCUGGUCCUCGCCUUGCAGGGGCCCGGAGCUGGGCAGGGCUAGGGCAGUGGCAGUGGGACAGGGGCUGGCCCCAGCAACCCACAGGAACGCUAAGACGCAGGCUCCAGGAGGGGCUGAGGCUGUACAAUAAAGCACAGAUGACCUUCA
Messenger RNA from Choloepus didactylus (southern two-toed sloth), 2251 nucleotides. It is a transcript of the gene SH3BP2, whose product is annotated as SH3 domain binding protein 2. The record is from RefSeq and is a predicted model, not a curated record. Gene Ontology annotation, molecular function: SH3 domain binding. The transcript is spliced from 13 exons. Lineage: Eukaryota; Metazoa; Chordata; Mammalia; Pilosa; Megalonychidae. The coding region runs from base 1 to 1839 and encodes 612 amino acids. Gene Ontology annotation, biological process: signal transduction.